Messenger RNA from Alternaria hordeiaustralica, 513 nucleotides. RefSeq lists its product as uncharacterized. The record is from RefSeq and is a predicted model, not a curated record. The transcript has 2 exons. Lineage: Eukaryota; Fungi; Ascomycota; Dothideomycetes; Pleosporales; Pleosporaceae. Bases 1 to 513 code for a protein of 170 amino acids.
AUGCCUCCCGGCUGCCGCACCAUCGCCUUCUCGCAGUGGGGUGGCUUCACUGCAGCGCCCGAGCAAGUCACACCGACUGAAGAGCUCAAGGCCUCAGACCUGUACAUGGAUCGCGGGAUGACAUCCACCUUCAACCCUCCGACGUCCGAAUGGUGUUAUCUGGGAGUGAACCAGCCAAAGCCAGACCCCAGAUACAACGCGCAGCCCAUUCCAGAUCUUCGCAAGCGCAAGCGGAACUCAUCGACCAGCAUCGCGACUGUGAGUGAGCAAGGCGAUCAGGGUGCCAGACCCAAGCCAACGACUUCGCCCGUCCGUUUUACCAGGCAGACACUGAAGCGAGUCAACACAAGUUCCGAGCUUACAAGGUCGUUCGAGCUGGUGUCCAUCAAGGAAGAGAAGAAACCGACGUUGGCCGAAAAGUUCGCGUUCGAGGGACUGAACUGUGAGGAUCUUCCAUCGGCAUUCGACUCCGACGACGAAGAAGAAGACUACGACAUCCGACAUGCUCGCUGA